CACAGGGUAAUAUUAAGGCUUUGCAACACUGAUGUGUGUAUCGAGCGAAAAGCAAAUUCUGUAAAUUUUACAAAAAGUGGAAAAUCUGCAUAAUUUGACUAAUUGAAGCUAAAAAUAUUUGAUAACCAUACUAUUGGAUCGGAAAAGUUGCAAAAUUUAUUGGAAAUAUCAACAACAACAGCUGCCUGGGAAAUUGUGGAGUAGAAAAAAAAUUUAAGAGCAGAGGAAAAGCAGAAAAGUGGACGUGAUAAAUAGAAAAUAGCCAGCAACUCAGGAUAAAAAGUUGAAUUAUUAACCGAAUCGGCAUUCUAUUUGCGUACCGCAGUACCUGUAGCAGUAAAGAUGGGUAAUGAAACAUCUUUGCCCAUGGAGAUGUGCUCCAAUUUUGAUGCCGAUGAGAUAAGACGUUUGGGCAAACGUUUCCGCAAACUCGACUUGGACAAUUCGGGAGCAUUGAGUGUAGAUGAAUUCAUGUCAUUGCCGGAAUUGCAGCAGAAUCCUUUGGUGCAACGUGUCAUCGAUAUCUUUGACGCGGACGGUAAUGGAGAAGUCGACUUUAAAGAGUUCAUUCAGGGUGUCUCUCAGUUUAGUGUGAAAGGUGACAAAUUGUCAAAGCUACGUUUCGCCUUCCGAAUUUACGACAUGGAUAACGAUGGUUACAUAUCGAAUGGUGAACUGUUUCAGGUAUUAAAAAUGAUGGUAGGCAACAACCUGAAAGACACGCAAUUACAACAGAUCGUUGAUAAGACUAUUUGCUUCGCCGACAAAGAUGAGGAUGGAAAAAUCUCUUUCGAUGAAUUUUGCUCCGUGGUGGGUAACACAGAUAUUCACAAAAAAAUGGUUGUUGACGUUUAAAGUCGUUUUCUAAUAACACUAAUAAUGCUACAGUCUACAAUUAAAAUACAUAUUUUAUAAAGAUAUGGUUCUCUAUUCUGCAGUUUUCAAAGGGUUCUGAUUUUUGUUAAAUCUCGAAAUAAUUUGAGAUGUAUAUUGUUUUUUUACGCAUACAAAUAUUUUAAAAAGGUUUUGUUGAAAUCGUUUCUUGAAUUACGUAUACAUAUUGUUUUUAAAGAACUUUGCUAUCUUCAGAUAUUUAUUAUGUGUGAUAAGCUUAAUUACAUAAAAUGUGUCAAAAUAUUGCAAUGAAGGCGUAGAAAAGACACCGCAUUACCGAGAGAACUAAUUAUGUGUAUUGAAAAAGUCAACAAAUGAAAGUGUUACACAUUUCUCCAAAAAAAAAAAAAAUCUAACUACAUAGUCAUUAAAUGCAAAAUAUAUUAGAAAAUUUUAAAAACUUUUACAUCAGCGAUUGAGAACCAUCAAAACCAUCAAACUGCAACAAGUUUAUCCAAAUGCAAUGUUUACUAUGUUUUACACAUUUUCACAAAUUUCUUGAACGUGCAAUAUAUUUAUAACUUAUUGGCUGCAGGAAAUAAAAGGAUCGACUUAAAGCCAAGACUUUUUCUAAUCUAAUACAGCUGUGCUUAUAUAAUGUUACCUAGUUAAAUUGUAGUUUGGAAUUUGUAUUUUAAAAAGUAACUUUUAUGUGAGCAUUUACAUACAUAUGUAUGUUAGAUCCCGCCUUAAGAUUUUCUUUUUUUUUCAACAAAAUUAUAUUCAUAUCUCCAAAACUAGAAACUAUUUGUAAAACCUCGCACAGCAGAAGAAAUUGAAAUUACAUAUUUUUCCUUAUUAUUUUAUAUAGAAUAUGUACUACUUAAAAACUUCUUACAUAUAUGUACAUAUUAUGAUUACGAUACUUAAUUUUUCGCUUAGAAAUUAAAAAAAAAGAAAU
Rhagoletis zephyria (snowberry fruit fly) is the source of this 1795-nucleotide messenger RNA. Its product is annotated as calcineurin subunit B type 1. NCBI's taxonomy places the organism in Eukaryota, Metazoa, Arthropoda, Insecta, Diptera, Tephritidae. Gene Ontology annotation, molecular function: calcium ion binding. The record is from RefSeq and is a predicted model, not a curated record.